AAAGGGAAAGAAAGGGAGAUGGAGGAGGAGAAGGAGGAGGAGAGAGUGAGAGUGAGAGAGAGAGAGAGGGUGACCAAACGGAGGGAGGAGGGAGGGGGAAACGGCGUAUGCUUGUAUACAACCCUGAUUUCCAUUUUUUUCCCAACUCGUAAUGUAUUUAAUUCAAGUGAAACGUAAUCAUGACGUGUCGUGUCAUUAAUCUCCUCGCCGCCUCUCCCGAAAUUAAAGGAGGAGGCUGCCACAGAAGAGAAACCCCCAUCAGCCGAGACCAUAAAGAAUGGCAUAAGAUCGCACACACUGCUGAGGAUGGAUUCUCCACCGGAGUGUGUGUUGUCUCUCUCUUGUGAGCAACCCCAGUCCCCCCCGACGCUACCGUCCCUGGACCACAGCCCUCAGGCGCUGUCCCCUCACAGCCAGCUCUCUCUGCCCGACAGCCCCGUUCUCCUGCCCGUCCACAGCCCCGGACCCUCUCCCCUGAGCCCGGACACCACGCCUUACUUCCCCCUCUCCCCCUUCCCCCUCCACGAGGAGGACGACCACCACGACGUGGACGAAGAGGAUGACGAGGACGGGCUGGAUGCAGUUCCUCUGUCCCCGACCCCAGCGGUGGCUCUGUUCCCUGGAGGAGGGGGACAAGGAGCUGGGUGCAGCCCCUGUUUGGAUACCUCCCCGCCGGUGACGCCAUCAGCACCACUCCUUGGAUUCGAGACCCUGGAGCUCGCCCUCUCCUCUGGGCCGAGUGGGACCUGCAACGACGAGCUGGACCUCCAGCUGUUCCAGAAAGACACUGUUACCAGGGCAGUACCUGGAGGGGGAGGGGCCUCAUCAGGGCCUGCACUCAAGUUUCCCUGUCACGUCUGCGGGAAGAGAUUCCGAUUCCAAAGUAUUUUGUCUCUUCACGCCCGAGCUCACAGUCUGGACCGGGACCGCCGAGCUUCAGCCCUCUACCGGGGCGGCCUCCCCUCAGCGCCCCUGAAGCAGCAGCUCAAGGUCCAACAGAAUCACAAAGACAUAAUCCAGAAUCACAGGAGUCACACAAACCAGCGUUCACUGCCAGGGACGCUCAUCCAGCAUCUGAUAGAGGAAGAGCACGAGGUCAAGGGUCUCGAUGACGGCCUUCAGACAGACCACAACCCAAACUUUCUACUGGAUGACAGCACACCGUUGACCCCUCCACUUACAGAGGACCCUGUCUCUGUGACCUCUCCCUAUUAUUCCACCACUGGGGAGGGGGCAUCUGCCUCCACGGCGUCUACGUUUCGCUGCCAUGCCUGCAAAGGAAAAUUCCGCACAGCUUCAGAGUUGGCACGACAUGUCCGCAUUCUCCACAACCCGUAUAAAUGCACCCUUUGUCCCUUCUCUGCCAGCCAAGAGGAGAGCCUGGCAUCUCACUUGCAGGAGUGCCACCCUUCUCCAGAGGUUCCAUCUCCGCCACCGGCCUUCAACUCCAGGCCCAUUAUUGCAACCCCUGACACUCCUGUGCCCACCCCGACCCAUACCCCAGCCCCGACCCCGAACACCCCACAGGCGACCACAGCUGCUGCAGCGGCAGCGUCCCCCACACUGCCAGCGUUUCGCUGUGAGGUUUGCGGACAGCGGUUUACCCAGUCAUGGUUCCUCAAGGGACAUAUGCGAAAGCACAAAGACUCCCUGGACCAUAAGUGCCAGGUAUGUGGCCGUGGCUUCAAGGAGCCUUGGUUCCUCAAAAACCACAUGAAGGUUCAUCUCAACAAGCUUGGACUGAAAGCUGGGCUGGGGACUCUUGGGGGGCCGGGAGCUGCCAAUCAGCAGGCCAAAGGCUCCGCAACUAACCACUCUCUCAACGCCCUCUACUCAAGCCUCCUUCUGGCACAGCGAGGAGGUGGCAGAGGUGGAAGGUCAGACAGGAACGCUGGAGGCAGACUAGGGAUGGGAUCAAGCAAGUCAGCCAUCCUAGGAUACCUGGGGCUGCCCAGUGACGGUAGUGGGGCCAGCUGCAUGGAGAGACUUCAAGCAGUGGCUCAGGUGGCAGAGAUGGGCAAUGGUGGUGGUGGGAUUGGCGGCCCAGGAGGUGGAGACCUGGGAAGAGCCGCUAGAGCCAUGGGUGACGCUACAGCAUUGGUAUCUGAAGGAGAACAGGCAACUUGGUGGCAGCUGGUAGCUCGCAGCCUUGCAGUCGCUCAGCAGCAGCAGCAGCAGCAGCAGCAACAGCAACAACAACAGCAACAACAGCAGCAACAGCAACAACAGCAGCAACAGCAGCAACAGCAGCAGCAGCAGCAGCAGCAGCAGCAGAGGUCCCACCAGCAAGGCCAGCAGCAGGGCCAGCGAGGAGCUGGUCGGAGCUCUGUGAUCACAGAGGCUGACCAAGUCAGAGCCUACCUUGGAGGCCUAGAUCCAAGAGAAGACUCAGGAGCAGGAGGGCCAUGGGAGUGCCCCGACUGCGGGAAGCUGUUCCGCAGCCUGCAGCAGGUGGUGGUCCACGCUCGCGUUCACACUCAGAGGCCCCCGAAAGGAGGCGGGGGCGGCGGCGAGGCGGAGGGAGGUGGUAGUCGUCGCGGAGCGGGACCUGGACGAGCAGGCGGCGGCGAAGCGAGGCAGGAAUCUCAGCUUCACGGCGGCGGAUCCCAACAAGCGGGAGAAGUGAGACAGGAAUCCAAACUGCACAGCGGUGGAUCACAACAAGCGGGAGCGGCUACGGGGUUUCACUCUCUCAUCUCAACCUUCAAAGAAGAAAAUGGCUUGACAGCAGUCUCCUCCAUACCUUCAGUUCCCAUCAGGGAGCGAGUGCGUGGUAGAGGAAUAAAAGACUGCCCCUACUGUGGGAAAGCCUUCCGCUCCUCACACCACCUUAAAGUGCACCUGAGAGUUCACACAGGUGAGAGACCCUACAAAUGUCCCCACUGUGACUAUGCUGGAACCCAGUCCGGUUCCCUGAAGUACCACCUGCAGCGGCACCACCGGGAGCAGCGCAACGCCUUGUCCGCCUCGUCCAACUCCUCCUCCGCCGGCCUCACCUCCACAAUCAACAGUCUGACCUCUGGAACCUCUGGACUGGCCAAGCAGCGCCGCUCCCAAACCAACCACUGCCCCAUCAACCGAGGCCCGACAGACCCCCCCGCCUCUCGUCUGGGCCAACAGUCCUGGCUUCUGGGGCUUCCGGACCAGCGAGAGAACCGCAAGGCCUUGGCGGCUUUGAGGGACGUGGACUUGGAGACCCAGUACAGGUAUCUGUCUGGGGUGAUGGGAGCUCUUUACCAAGGUGGAAUGGAAGGAAGCUGGAUUAGAGAGUCUCCCCCACCAAAGGCCCCUAAAGUGUCCCGGCGUAAGCCCCUCACCACGAGCCGGAUGGUCCAGCCUUCCAGUGACAAGGAAAGCCCUGCGUCUUCAACUCAGGAGGGCGGGUUUGAACCUCUGGAUCUGUCCCGUCGUCCCUCACCAGGGUUCGGGGGGAUGGAGGAUGAUGUGGUCUUGAGUGUGGGGGAAGGAGGGGUUGUCGAUGGCGGUGAUAACUCAUCAGGCGUCAAACUGAGUCAGUGUUUGUUCUGCCCAUUCCGUACGUCCUCAGCAGAGCUCAUGGCCAUGCAUCUCCAGGUCAACCACACCAGUAAGUCUCGGCGUAAAAGAGGCUCUUCAGCUACCUUAGACUACGGCGGAGCCUCGAAGUCCACCAAGCUCGGGUCGGACUUCUCCGACCUCGAUUCCUUGGGGAUAUGGAGGCCUGAAGGUGAGGCCCCCCUGGGGGAGUGGUCCUCAACCCAGACCCUCAACGGGCUCUCAGGGGAUCAAGCAGGACAUGGGGGUCAUGUUCUGGACUACCCGGACUCCAAACUGGCCUCGGUAUCCAAGAAUGUAAGGGGCGGUCUGGGGCUGAGGGAGAAGCUGGAGGAGGAGGAUGACGAGCAAGAGGAGGAACUGGAGGAUAACCUGGAGAACAGCAGUGGAGAGGACUCGCAGGACCAGGAUCUGAGGAUGUCCCUCGCUCUGUCUCCAGCCCUGAGCUCCAUCCACAUGGUGGAAGACGAGGAAAGAGUCUGAGAUGACUUACAGGGCGUCUGACGACUCAACUCGGAUGGAGGUUUGGGUUUUUGAAGAGCAUGGGAAGCAUCGCAGAGAGAAAUGGUUUUAAGGUUAAAUGAAGAAUUGCCCCUUUACACUUUCAUUUCCAGAGAGACUCGAGGAAUCUGGUGUUUUGGAGGUUUUCGAAACAGAUGAGAGGGAAACAUCACAGCUGUUAAGUUCCCUCUCCUCAGUUUCGAACGUGUGGUUUACCUCAGUACAACAAACGUCCUGUUGAAAUAUCACAGACGCAUCUUCACAGGAUCUUUAGGCCACUUGUUGUUUUGUUUUUGAGCUUCACUCUAAGACGGAGGAUUCUACGAUGAUCUCCUCUUUGAGAAAUAAGUAAAUCUCGGGGCAGCGCUUGCAUCAUUCCAGAGUGAAUUGAGAUGCAUUUCUUUCACAAUUGUAACGGACUGUAAAUCCCACUUCACCAUACUGACCCGGUUGGAGCUGACUGAAGAGACGCUCUCCUGACUCUGACCACUGAACAGUUUGAAGUUCCUCCUCCACCCACACGGAGGAACCUGUAGUCCGGACGAGUUUCAAGCUGUGACCAUCAGCGAAGCUACUUGGUUUUAAGUUAAGGCGUGAGGUGUUGCAGGCCGUGUGUUUUCUCUGUGUUUCACUGCCUUGUGUGUCUGAAAAGUGUUUCUAGAUGAUUGUCCUAAAAGAAAAACCGCAAGAAAGCAUUUGUAAUUUUGUUUAUUUUUCAGUUAGUGCCUGUUCGCGUACUGUAUGUUAUUGAGAGAGUCUCCGGUGUCGCUGAGGCUCCGAUAGGUUCAUUCAUUUUAUCUGAAUAUACAGUUUAAAACGAUUUAAGUACAGUAUAUUUGUUAAAAGUGGUUCUAGGUCGUUGUGAAUAGUUAAGUUGUAAAAGAAACGCGACGGCGGCUGUUAGCGGCUCGGCUGGAAAAGAAAAGACAAAAAAAGAGUUGGUGAUAUAUACACAAUGUUUAAUGAAAGACGUCAACGCCUCGGCGGUGAAAAGGGGUCACGGUUCAAAUCUCAGUGUUUACAAUGAUGUGGGUCGGGGGUCGCAAACCACAGAGCCGGAGUCUGACGGGGCUCGAACCCACGAACACAAUCAGCCGACACGAGACUGCGACUCAGCGUGUCCAGAAAACAACGCCACGUUCUUCUCCUCCGUAGGAGAGAAGACAGGAGGUAGAGACAGAAAAAGAAAAGAAACACCUUCUACUCUCUGGUGUCGUUUAGACGAGUAGAUCCCCGCUCUUCUUUUAUAAGAAAAGAAAAGACAAUGGUAGGAGUAAAUAUUAAAACACUAACAAAUGCAUAGACAUCCCAGUAGAAUAUGUGUAGCUUUUGUAAAGACCAGAAGAAAAAAAAAAAAGACGAGACUUGUGUUUAUUUUCAUUUCCAGAUUCUUACAGAAAAAGGUUAUCAAUAUAGGUAAUAUUGAUUAUAAUGUUCGUGAGCUAAGACUAGUUGGAAUGUCUAUACAGAGCACUGUGCAAGGUUUGAGUUCCCAAAGUAGUUGUUUUUUAUUUUUGAAGUUAUGGAUAUAGACCAAACAUCUUUUCUUUCCAAUGGAAGUCGUCACUUUCUGUUUUUAAAACGUGUGAAGUUGUGGUUUGGUGAGAUUUACCCCAUCGAUCAGGGAGAAGAGGCCGUGAGUCAAACUUCCACCCGGUCGUUAAAUAAAGUUCAAUAUCAACUCAUCAACACUACGAUGGAGCACUGGGGCCAAACUGGAGAAAGAUGAUUGAGAUUAUGAGAAUAAGGUUUAUUUGAAUAAGAAGCUCGACAUUCCUCAUUUUAACGCAGGGGACAAGUGAUCUUAUCUUAUUCUCCCUCUAUAUGACAUGUAGCCUAAAAUAACCACUUUACUCUCUUAAGUGUCAUAACAUUCUGACUUUAUCCUCGUUAUAUGAUUUUAUUCUCAUAAUACCACCCAUGUAUUCUCGUAACAUUAUCUUAUUCUCGUGAUAUCACAACUUGACUCUUAGAAUCUCAGAUUCUUCUCUCCCUGGCCCUGAUCCUCUGUUCUGCUGUCAUGAAGGUAUAUUUAUGAAAAAUGAUGAAUGUCAGGUGGAGGUUCUCCAGGUGAACAGCUGUUAUUUAUCUACCUGUCGAUGGGGUAUCCUCUGACUGCAGCCACACCUUGAUGUGCAUUAAUGUGUGUACGUUGGUUUUUAGAGCACCUUAUGAGUUUUGUAGUGAAAGUCCCUUAGUGGUGUCUCCUUAACAACUACUGUCAAUGCCACCGUGCCUUCUGUUUCAAGCACUUCCUGGUGUAUUUUGUAAAACUCACCAAAAGCACUUAGCCCAUCUCGACACUCUCUCUCUCCCUCUCUUUCCCUCUAUCCUUCCACUCCUCCUCCUCAUCACCUCUUCUACUCCAUCCUCCUCUUCCUCCCGACCCCUCCUGGUGUUCUCAUGUCUCUCUCGUCCUGGUCAAGGUCACGAGGCCUUCAGUUCAAACUGCCGUGGAGAGACUCUUGACAGACAGGACCACCUGACCUCUAGAGGAGUCAACACAUCAUGUAGUCGUAGGGUUUCACUCCUGUUGAACACUAACCCUCGGUAAACCAAAGCCCAAAGUCUAAGACUAAUUUAAUCUUGUGAGCUGCCAAAAUAUGUCCGAGUGACACUAAAGUUGAGAAAACACAAUAAUUCACUGAUCCUCUGUCAUUUCUUCUCUCCCCCCCGCCCACCCUCUCUCUCUCCUCCUCUCGCUCUCUCGCUUGCUCUUCCUCCAUGUCCCUCUCUCGUCCGUUUCCUGUCUCUCUCUCUAGCACCACUCGAAGGUGACGCGUACUAUCUGGUAUUGAGGCCUUUAUUAGAUUUUUAUUUCAGUUUGUGUGGUGUUUGUUCGAUGCCGUUGAGAUGGAAAAAUGCUCUUCUUAUGAUGAUGAUAUUAUUAUUAUGGUUUUGGCAUUAUGGUUAAAAAAGAAAAGAAGAUAAAAAAACAAGAGACAUGUGUUGUUGAAUGUUGUACAGAUAGAAAUAGAGAUGUUGUGUUUUUUUUAAAGAGAGCACAAACCCGAGUGAUGGUCCCUUCUCCUCCUCCCAUUGGCAGAUGGGAAUAAAAUAAAAUGCCGAUCGUUCUAAAUGUCUAAGGACAAAAAAACUCUCUCAGUGAUGGCCGGAUUUUUAAAUCAUAUGUUUCUUAUCAUAAAGCAUUUCUCUCUGGAGACUUGAAUGUAAUUAUUUGACUCGGAAAUCCAGAAACCAAAUUUGAAGAAGAGAUAACAAUCCUGUGUGAGACUGAAGCAGCACUUGACUGAAAGUUAAGUUGAAUUAAAGUUUCUGUGAGUUGAACUCUGAGUUGAACUAAUUUGAACUCACAAAUAUCUAUAAAAUCAACAGAAGCUUCUGUUAAAUCUGCUGAAAUAGACUUUUGCACAUUUCUUUAGCCGAGCGCGAUGCGGCGCCCUUAUGAUAAUCCAGAUGUUUUGAAUAUUGCACCUUUUCCCCUGAUUCUAAAUCAGGUCUUUUUAACCAAAAGGAUACGAUUAUUAUUUAACGUGUGUAUCGGACGAGUAUUUAUCGGUGAGGAUCCUGGUGAAAAUCCCUGUGAGCUGGGGGGGCCACGCCGGGUUUGGGCUCUUGUGUAGUUGACUGCCAUUGCAGUGAGGGAAAAACUGAUCUAACAUAGUAGUGACUAAUAUGACUUUGUGGACAGAUUAAAAAAAAGAAAUAAAAAUGAAACACAUUAGAAAUAAAUAAACACAAACAAAAAUAA
Molecule: messenger RNA, 7747 nt
Organism: Pleuronectes platessa (European plaice)
Lineage: Eukaryota; Metazoa; Chordata; Actinopteri; Pleuronectiformes; Pleuronectidae
Gene: znf219
Product: zinc finger protein 219
Exons: 5
Coding region: 307-4017 (1236 amino acids)
Biological process (GO): regulation of DNA-templated transcription
Cellular component (GO): nucleus
Molecular function (GO): RNA polymerase II cis-regulatory region sequence-specific DNA binding; DNA-binding transcription factor activity, RNA polymerase II-specific
Source: RefSeq, a predicted model, not a curated record